Molecule: messenger RNA, 1804 nt
Organism: Clupea harengus (Atlantic herring)
Lineage: Eukaryota; Metazoa; Chordata; Actinopteri; Clupeiformes; Clupeidae
Gene: foxq1a
Product: forkhead box Q1a
Biological process (GO): cell differentiation; regulation of transcription by RNA polymerase II; anatomical structure morphogenesis
Molecular function (GO): DNA-binding transcription factor activity, RNA polymerase II-specific; RNA polymerase II cis-regulatory region sequence-specific DNA binding
Source: RefSeq, a predicted model, not a curated record
CGCUGUCGCGCUUACACAGGUAAGACCUCGUUGCUUUCCGAUAUAUAGCUGAGGAUAUUCUGACUUCAGUUCCUGUGCUUUUUUGCUCUGUGAACGGGAUACAACUCUCGUGCUACGGAACCAUUGGUGUUUGGGAAACGUUCCUCUCUGUCAUAAAGACUGUUCUGAGAACUCCUAUUGAACACUUGAAUUGAGGAAAAGCUGAAAAUGAAGCUGGAAGUAUUCUGCGGGGGACAUUACGACGGGAAACCUCUUGAAAUGUGCAGCGAUGCUGAGGGAAGUGUGCCUUCACCCUUAUCGGGGGAGGAGGAGCUGGGCUCGGAUGGGGACUGUGUGGCUCAUAGUCCGACACCUGUUAUUUCGUGCGCCGAGGGAAAAGGCAAGCCAUACACCCGAAGACCUAAACCUCCAUAUUCUUACAUCGCCCUGAUUGCCAUGGCUAUCCGGGAGUCGAGCUCGGGUAGACUGACUUUGGCAGAGAUUAAUGACUACCUCAUGAAAAAGUUCCCGUUUUUUAGGGGUAGCUACACCGGUUGGAGGAAUUCGGUUCGUCACAAUCUGUCAUUGAAUGAUUGCUUUUUGAAAGUAUUGCGGGACCCCUCGAGACCAUGGGGCAAGGACAAUUACUGGAUGUUGAACCCGCACAGCGAGUACACCUUUGCCGAUGGAGUGUUUCGACGCAGGAGAAAGCGCAUUAACAAAAAGACUGGUAAGGAGGAGGAGGGUCUGAAUCAAAGUGUCGGUGAGACACUAAAUCCAACCAUUCCAACAACCAGCCCAAACACAAAGUUCUCCAGUUCCUUUGCCAUAGACAGUAUCCUCAGUAAACCUUUCAGGAGAGAGGAACGUUGCCCGCAGGAAACGGAUGAGCAGUCAGUUGCUGCUGGGAUGAAAUGGUCUGGACGAGUUCACAUGAUGCCUUACGUCAUGAGGAGUCCACCUGUUGCGCUACCCCAUGCCCCGUCUUUCUUGAUCGACUCCAGUGCCGCGCAGGUGCUGCGGGCGUACAGCGGAGUAUAUGACAACAUUGGUGUAAGCGCGCACCAUCAUAAAGACAUAUCCUCUUCUCUCCACUUGACUACAGAGUACUUGCCAAUUUCCCAGACAACCCGCCUUGUCCAUGUGCCAGUAACGGCGAAGGCGGACAUUUAUCACCCUUUCAAAAUUGACUACUUGCUGUCCUAACGCAAGAUAUGAACUUUGAGAGCACUGUCAAUGCACUAAACGUAAAUGUGUACAUGAGAAAUAGUCUACAUUUCAUUAUUUUUUCUAAUUUAACAGCAGUUUUGGGGAAUAAUACCGGUAUUCUAUCAUAUGAAAUGGACUAUAGCCUAGGCUACAACACACAUUGAAUAGUCAUAUGUCAUAUUAUGAUAGUUUAACUAUUGUUCACGUCCGAAGAAUCUAAUGUUUACAUACAGUAUGUUGGUUUGCCAAAUUGUCACGUACGCUACUGUAUAUUUUUGUUAUAGUUUAUUCUGACGUGUCUGAGCGAACCACAGGUCAAAUUGCAUCAUCCCCAGCUCUCCGUAUCAUUUGUAAAUGUCCCUGUUCAUAAUCAUCCACACACGUCAGCUGAUCCAUGUUAGGCACAAGUUAACCGUUGAUAAUAGAUGUCUUGGUGGUAACGGUUUAUAGGCCUAUGUUGAAAAAACGGAAUCAACUGAUUUCACAUGUGGUCAUAUUCAGUCCUGUAAACUGGAAAAAAAAAUAAUAUUGUGUACAGAACUAUAAAUGCAUUUUAUAUUACAUUGAAACAUGCAUUUAAAACGACAAAUGCCUUUUUAUCAUUAUUAAAACUGAA